GUGACGUUGACUGCUGACGGCGGCCCCGGCCAGGAGAGCUGCCCGCUCUUUUUUUCUCUCCCUCCUUCCCCCCUCUCAGCCAUCGAGCUCGGCCCCUCCCUUUCUGCUUCUCGCACUCGCUCUCUACCUUCCCCCCUCCCUUCGAAUCAGCCAUCGCGAACAGGCCUAACGGACGGCGGAGCCCCGGUCUUCCCCCCCGAACAGGCGGGAAAGCCACACAGCGUUCUCAGUAAAAAAGAAAACAUGCUUACUGUUGCCUACAAAGAAAACCAUUGAGUCCACUUCCAUACACUUAAUUUCCAAAUGAAAGAUCAGCUAAUGCUUGUUCAGAGUCAUGGAAGAGGAUGUAGCCGAGCUUGCACUGCAGACCACAGAGCCACAUGCUUUCUUUCAUGCUUCAGGAACACCACAUCUUAAUGGAAAUGAAAUCAUUGUGGAGAUCCAAGAGACUGUCUUUGUUUCAGAUGGAGAAGGAGGCAUGACUGUUCAAGGCUUUGCAGAAGAUGGUGACUCUGUGGUGAUUCAGGAUGUAAUUGAAGAUGUAGUUAUAGAAGAUGUGCAAUGCUCAGAUCUUUUGGAGGGUGCUCGAGUGUCAGAAACUGUAAUAAUACCAGAGCAAGUCUUAGAGGAUGAUAUUGACCCUGAAACUGAGGAACAGGAACUGGAAGAGGAUGUCCUCUCUAACUGUGAUGUACCAGACAGUGUUUUGGACUCUGACUUAGUUGAAAGUGACCUGACUGUCCCAGACACUGAAAGUAUUGAUCAGUCUGAGCAUGUGGUUGGCGAGGAAAUUGCAGAUGAUGGUCUCGGUGAUGACAUGAUUUCCGAAGAGGUCUUAGUAGCUGAUUGUGCGUCAGAGGCUGUGAUUGAUGCCAAUGGGAUUCAAGUACAAGGACCAGAUGGGGAAGAAGUAAAUUGUGACGACUACCUCAUGAUUUCAUUGGAUGAUGCAGAGAAAAUUGAUGAAGAGUGUGCCGAAGAAAUUGCGAUGGCAGGCGAGGUAGAGGGUGACCCCAGCAAGUUAGAUGGAUCGUGCCCAGAAGUUAUCAAAGUUUACAUAUUUAAGGCUGAUCCUGGUGAAGAAGACUUGGGUGGCACUGUGGAUAUUGUUGAAAGCGAGUCGGAGAAUGACCAUGGAGAGGGACUUUUGGACCCACACACUGGAGGUCGGCUUCCUCGGGAGAAAAUGGUUUAUAUGACUGUUAAUGACUCCCAGAAUGAAGACGAUUUGGACGUGGCAGAGAUUGCUGAUGAAGUGUAUAUGGAGGUUAUUGUUGGAGAAGAGGAUGCCUCAAUAACUCACGAUCAUCAACUUGACGAUGCUGAACUAAGCAAGACCUUUAUGCCGGUCGCCUGGGCAGCAGCUUAUGGUAAUAACAUGACUAACAGCGUAGAGGGAAUAGAACAUCGUAAUGGCACUGCUAGUGCUCUUUUACACAUAGAUGAGUCUGAUGGACUGGAGAGACUAAAGCAAAAACCAAAGAAGAAGAGAAGAGGAGAAAAUAGACAAUACCAAACAGCCAUAAUUAUUGGUCCCGAUGGACAUCCACUCACUGUUUACCCGUGUAUGAUCUGUGGGAAGAAGUUUAAGUCGCGAGGUUUCCUGAAGAGACACAUGAAGAACCACCCAGAGCACCUAGCCCGCAAGAAAUAUCGCUGUACUGACUGUGAUUACACCACAAAUAAGAAGGUCAGCCUACACAACCACCUGGAGAGUCACAAGCUGACCGCUGCUGUCAUUAAAACUGAGAAGGAGUUGGACUGCGAUGAAUGUGGCAAAGUAUUUCUGCACGCCAAUGCUUUGUUUGCUCACAAAUUGACACAUAAGGAAAAGGCGGGGAACAAAAUGCACAAGUGUAAAUUCUGCGAUUAUGAGACUGCUGAGCAGGGCUUACUGAACAGGCACCUCCUGGCUGUGCACAGCAAGAGCUUUCCACAUAUCUGUGUGGAGUGUGGAAAGGGUUUCCGUCAUCCAUCUGAGCUCAAGAAGCACAUGCGCACUCAUACUGGAGAGAAACCUUAUGUCUGUCAGUACUGUGACUACAAGUCGGCAGACUCCUCCAACUUGAAAACCCAUGUUAAGACGAAGCACAGCAAAGAGAUGCCAUUCAAGUGUGACAUUUGUCUGCAGACGUUUGUAGACUCUAAGGAGCUGCAGGCACAUGCCAUCUUGCACCAAGAGAGCAAAAGUCAUCAGUGCCUGCACUGUGACCACAAGAGCUCCAACUCUAGUGACCUAAAGAGGCACAUUAUCUCUGUGCACACCAAGGAUUAUCCUCACAAGUGCGAAGUUUGCGAGAAGGGCUUUCACCGGCCUUCUGAGCUCAAAAAGCACGAAGCUGCACAUCGGGGCAAAAAGAUGCACCAGUGCAGGCACUGCGAGUUUCAGAUUGCAGACCCCUUUGUUUUGAGUCGACACAUUCUUUCUGUGCACACUAAGGAGUUACCAUUUAGGUGCAAACGCUGCCGUAAGGGCUUUAGGCAGCAGGCUGAACUGAAAAAGCACAUGAAAACCCACAGUGGUAAGAAAGUUUACCAAUGUGAGUACUGCGAGUACAAUACUACGGACGCUUCUGGUUUUAAACGUCAUGUCAUCUCCAUCCACACCAAAGACUACCCCCAUCGCUGCGACUACUGCAAAAAAGGCUUCCGCCGGCCCUCUGAAAAGAACCAGCACACAUUGAAACAUCAUAAAGAGGCUGCUUUAGUGUGACCUUUUCAUAUACCUGUAUUUUCAGAGUAUUGCUUAUUGUGUACCCAUUCUUGUAAAAGUGUAGUGUGGGUUUUUUUUUUUUUUUUUUGUCAUUUUAGUAAGCCAUGUGCCUCUAAACUAUUUUUUAUAUUCCAGUUCUGCUCUGUUUAAUAAACUGACAAAGCUGCAACUGUGAGGAGCAGGUGGACAUGUAUGCCGAGUUCUUUCAUUCACUUCUGUAUGCGAUUUCAAAAAUCUUGAGCCACAACAUUCAUCUAGCUUGUAAAGGAACACGUUCUACCGAAGUUGCAUGAAGAAUUGGGACUUUUACAUGAACUUCUACUCCAUCGAAAAGUUUGAGUCCUAUUUGGCAGGCAAAAUGUCUUUUUAUUUAUCAGUGGGGUUGUUAAAGAAAGUGGAUGCAUGGGAAUUUUGUUAUUGCUGUGCGUCAGCUUUCUUAGGUGUCAAUAAAUUCAAGGUGUCCUAGGUAAGCUGUCACGUAUGUCACUGAGCAGCUUACAGAAGAUGCAGUACUACGGCAGUCCGUGUCCCAGCUAUGCUAUAUUUGAAAAUCUUGCAUAUUUUACAAUUAAGCUAAAAGAAAAGAGCUUAGGUGAGUCCUUCUAAUGUUGGGAGUUGAUUAAAGAUUACACCAAAAAACAUAAGCCGUUUUUUAAACAAAAGAAUGCCACUGGAAUUCUUAUUGGGCACACAGCUGGUCUCCACCCAAGUCCUUUUUAGUGCCAUGUCCUUCUUGCUAGUCUGCUGCUUUCUCUUACAUCCGUUUUUUUUAUUAAAUCAGUGUUGUGUGUGCAAUAUGUACAUUUAUGCUCAUUUAUCUAACUAAAGGGAAGUAUAUUGAGAAAGUGUUACCAGUGUUUCCAAGAGCGAUUUUAAUGAAGCAACGUUUCGGUAUAUAUUGUCCAAGCAAUGGCUCCUGAUCUUUAUGACUUUAAAAUAUUUCGAUGUAAGAGAGACCUAUACAAAGGGGGACCGUUUUAUUAGGAAAAUAGACAUUUUACACAUUUUUUGUUUUUUUGUGUGAAAUAUUGGCAUUUUUUUUUAAAUACUAAAAUUAUUUUAUGAAACUAAUCAGUACUGUUCUAUAUUUGCUAACAGUGUGUAUUGGUUAAACAUAAGUAUAAUUCCUUUCAAAAUUGGCUUGGCGCUAAUCCUGUGUAUCCCUUACUAUUUUAAACAUCUGGCACAUGAAACAUUUUGAGUUUGUUUACAGUUUUUGAAUUUAAACAUUUUAAUUUAGUUAGUAACUUAUUAGGGAAGAAAAGAAACAGGAUGAACAAAUCUGCACUUUUACAUUAACCAUGGAGUCUUGUUUUGCUGCAUUAGCUUCCACUGCAUUUUUGGUGAGAAUUUUAACUGGCGUGUAUUCCUCAAAUACAGCAUUGGCAAUAUUGGUAAUGCCCACUAUAGGGCACUGUUGCAUCUGUAUUUUAAAUGUGCUCACUUUUAUUUCUGUCAUUGUCUUUCAUUAUGUGGGAAUCUCCUAAAAGGCACUUUUAUUCUAUGAUCUCCUAAACUAUCAUGAGCCAGUGAUGUGUCUGUUGUCCUAUGUACUUCACUAAAGGUGGAUCAUAUUUUUUAUUGCGGAAUUCCAGUUUGUGUAUAAUUCAACACUAAAACAGAUUGGCUACAAUUUUUCUGAAUUUGAUCUAUACAUAAGAGAGCAAAUGGAUUCCUUUGCCAAUGCCAUAUACUGAUGAUAGCAUUAAAAAUCACUUACUUUGGAUAAUCUUUCUAAAAAAUGCAAAUUACUAAAACAAACAUAUUUGCUAUGAGACCAGCAAUGUGCAAGGUUUGUAACUAGAUGACACGUGCAGUUCCCUUAACGUAUUAUUUCAGUGCUGUUUUUAAAUCAAAUUAGACACUUUUUUUUUCUCUUUUUUUUUCUUUUUUUAUAUAUAUAUAUUUUUAUUUUUUUGUUGUAAGAAUGAGACUGUAUAAAUGUAUAUAUUUAAUGCACAUAGAUAUUCAAUUGGCUUUUGUAAAGUACACUUCUGUAUAAAGAUUGUAGUUAAUGUUCAUGUAUGUUACCAUGUUUCCAUGGUUUUAAUUCCUGCAGAAAAAUGUUGGUAAGUGCUCCAGAAUUUGAAUGUUUUGGCUGAAUGUUUAAGAGGUACAUUUUUUUUUUUGUUUGUUUUGUACAAGGACAUAAUGUAAAUUAUUCAUUAGACAUUGCUUGUAAAAUAUUGUAUUGACUUAUUCUCUGUACAAUUUUGUAUAAAAAGUAAAGUGAAAUCAAUAUAGGGAUGUGAGAUGACCUUGUAAUUGUGUACUUGAAAAUGUGCAAAAAUAAAGAUCAGAAUAUUUUCCUGUUA
Messenger RNA from Rana temporaria (common frog), 5028 nucleotides. It is a transcript of the gene ZFX, whose product is annotated as zinc finger protein X-linked. The transcript is spliced from 9 exons. Gene Ontology annotation, cellular component: nucleus. Bases 335 to 2713 code for a protein of 792 amino acids. Gene Ontology annotation, molecular function: metal ion binding; DNA-binding transcription factor activity; RNA polymerase II cis-regulatory region sequence-specific DNA binding. Gene Ontology annotation, biological process: regulation of transcription by RNA polymerase II. The record is from RefSeq and is a predicted model, not a curated record. Lineage: Eukaryota; Metazoa; Chordata; Amphibia; Anura; Ranidae.